UUUUUUUGACAGGCAGAGUGGACAGUGAGAGAGAGAGAGACAGAGAGAAAGGUCUUCCUUUGCCGUUGGUUCACCCUCCAAUGGCCGCCGCGGCCAGCGCGAUGUGGCCGGCGCACCGCGCUGAUCCGAUGGCAGGAGCCAGGAACCAGGUGCUUUUCCUGGUCUCCCAUGGGGUGCAGGGCCCAAGCACCUGGGCCAUCCUCCACUGCACUCCCUGGCCACAGCAGAGGGCUGGCCUGGAAGAGGGGCAACCGGGACAGAAUCCGGCGCCCCAACCGGGACUAGAACCCGGUCUGCCGGCGCCGCUAGGCGGAGGAUUAGCCUAGUGAGCCGCGGCGCCGGCCGAGAGAUUACUUUCUGUCAGCCUGAGUUGUGUAAAAAAUAGAGACUGAGACAACAUUUUAUGUGUGAGGAGUUAUAUUUGAGAAUUUUAUCUCAUGCAGUGGAAGGUAUGGAGGGGUGUUAAAUAGGGAUUAAGAGAGGCCUGAACAAGGAUGCUUAAGUUGGCCACCACAAAGAGUGACUAAGGCAUAAAUCUGUUAGCUCUCCCAGCACCCGUUUUGUAGGGUUGACCCAUAGGGCAUUGAUUUCUCUACACUGUUAGAUUGUGAAUGUAUAAGCAUCAAGCUGAUUUUCCAUGAUAAAUCACUCCAUGGACUCGGAGGAAUCCUAUAGUAGGACAAGAAGCAGGUGGAGUAGUCCUGAGGUAAUGCUUUCAGGCUGUAUCUCCAUGAAGCUGGUUGAUGUUUGUGCAGAGCUGGUUACUACAGCUGUGUCUGGAAUAAGAUAUGAUAGCUGCGAGAAUCUGAAGUAGUACCAGAAGUGUCUGACACAAUCCCCAAGGAAGGAAUGCUUCUACCAAGAACGCUUCAAUGGUUCCAAUCUACUGGAAGUAAAGUCUACCAAUUAGCAAUUUGGUAUUCUUCUGUCACUGAAUCAACAAACACAGGAAUUGCUGUAUUGCUUGAGGUCAUUCAAUCCCAGUUAACAAUGGAAAAUUGUGUUUCUCUACACAAUAAGGAAAGGAAAAACUAUGAUAUUCAGGAGGUUAUUUUUUAUUUUUUAACUUCUAUUUAAUCAAUAUAAACUUCCAAAGUACAGCUUUUGGAUUACAGUGACUCCCCCCCCCCCAAUACUUCCCUCUCACCCGCAACCCUCCCAUCUCCCGCUCCCUCUCCCAUUCCAUUCACAUCAAGAUUCAUUUUCAAUUAUCUUUAUAUACAGAAGAUCAAUUUCAUAUAUACUAAGUAAAGAUUUCAACAGUUUGAACCCACACAGAAACACAAAGUGUAAAGUAUUGUUUGAGUACUAGUUAUAGCAUUAAUUCAGAUUGUACAACACAUUAAGGACAGAGAUCCUACAUGGGGAAUAAGUGCACAGUGACUCCUGUUGUUGACUUAACAAAUUGACACUCUUGUUUAUGGCGUCAGUAAUCACCCUAGGCUCUUGUCAUGAGUUGCCAAGGCUAUGGAAGCCUUUUGAGUUCGCCAACUCAGAUCUUAUUUAGACAAAGCCAUAUUCAAAGUGGAAGUUCUCUCCUCCCUUCAGAGAAAGGUGCCUCCUUCUUUGAUGGCCCAUUCUUUCCACUGGGAUCUCACUCGCAGAGAUCUUUCAUUUAGUUUUUUUUUUUUCCCCAGAGUGUCUUGGCUUUCUAUGCCUAAAAUACUCUCAUGGGAUCUUCAGCCUGAUCCGAAUGACUUAAGGGCUGAUUCUGAGGCCAGAUGCUGUUUAGGACAUCUGCCAUUCUAUGAGUCUGCUGUGUAUCCCACUUACCAUGUUGGAUCGUUCUCUCCUUUUUAAUUCUGUCAGUUAGUAUUAGCAGACACUAGUCUUGUUUAUGUGAUCCCUUUGACGCUUAAACUUCUCAUCAUGAUCACUUGUGAACUGAAAUUGAUCACUUUGACUAGUGAGAUGGCUUUGGUACAUGCCACCUUGAUGGGAUUGAAUUGGAAUCCUCUGACACAUUUCUAACUCUACCGUUUGGGGCAAGUCCGAUUGAGCAUGUCCCAAAUUGUACACCUCCUCCCUCUCUUAUUCCCACUCUUAUAUUUAAUAGGGAUUACUUUUCAGUUAAAUUUAAACACCUAAGAAUAACUGUGUGUUAAUUAAAGAGUUCAACCAAUAAUGUUAAGCAGAUCAAAAAAUACUAAAAGGGAUAAAGUAUUAAGUUGUUCAUCAACAGUCAGGACAAGGGCUGAUCAACUCAUUGUUUCUCAUAGUGUCCAUUUCACUUCAACAAGUUUCCUUUUUGGUGCUCAGUUAGCUGUCACCGAUCAGGGAGAACAUAUGAUAUUUGUCCCUUUGGGACUAGCUUAUUUUACUCAGCAUGAUGUUUUCCAGAUUCUUCCAUUUUGUUGCAAAUGACCAGAUUUCAUUUUUUUUAACUGCUGUAUAGUAUUCUAUAAACUACAUGUCCCAUAAUUUCUUCAUCCAGUCUACUGUUGAUGGCAUUUAGGUUGAUUCCAGGUCUUAGCUAUUGUGAAUUGAGCUGCAAUAAACAUUAAGGUGCAGACAGCUUUUAUGUUUGCCAAUUUAAUUUCCUUUGGGUAAAUUCCAAGGAGUGGGAUGGCUUGGUUGUAUGGUAGGGUUUAUUCAGGUUUCUGAGGAAUCUCCAGACUGAUUUCCAUAGUGGCUUUACCAGUUUGCAUUCCCAUCUGUUGUUGGUAGAUUUCUGAAUGUGAGCCAUUCUAACCGGGGUGAGGUGAAACCUCACUGUGGUUUUGAUUUACAUUUCCCUGAUUGCUAGUGAUCCUGAACAUUUUUUCAUGUGUCUGUUGGCCAUUUGGAUUUCCUCCUUUGAAAAAAUGUCUGUUGAGGUCCUUGGCCCAUCUCUUAAGUGGGUUGUUUGUUUUGUUGUUGUGGAGUUUCUUGAUCUCUUUGUAGAUUCUGGCUAUCAACCCUUUAUCUGUUGCAUAGUUUGCAAAUAUUUUUUCCCAUUCUGUCAGUUGCCUCUUCACUUUCCUGACUGUUUCUUUUGAAGUACAGAAACUUCUCAAUUUGAUGUAAUCCCAAUUGUUAAUUCUGGCUUUGACUGCCUGCGCCUCCAGGGUCUUUUCCAAGAAGUCUUUGCCGGUACCUAUAUCUUGCAGGGUUUCUCCAAUGUUCUCUAAUAAUUUGAUGGUGUCGGGUCAUAGAUUUAAGUCUUUAAUCCAUGUUGAGUGGAUUUUUGUGUAAGGUGAAAGGUAGGGGUCUUGCUUCAUGCUUCUGCACGUGGAAAUCCAGUUUUCCCAGCACCAUUUAUUGAAUAGACUGUCCUUGCUCCAGGAAUUGGUUUUAGAUCCUGAUCAAAUAUAAGUUGGCUAUAGAUGUUUGGAUUGAUUUCUGGUGUUUCUAUUCUGUUCCAUUGGUCCAUCCAUCUGUUUCUGUACCAGUACCAUGCUGUUUUGAUUAUAAAAGCCUUGUAGUAUGUCCUGAAAUCUGGUAUUGUGGUGCCUCCAGCUUGUUUUUGUUGUACAAGAUUGCUCUAGCUAUUCGUAGUCUCCUGUGCCUCCAUUUGAAUUUUAGCAUCAUUUUUUCCAGAUCUGAGAAGAAUAUCUUUGGUAUUUUGAUUGGUAUCGCAUAGAGUCUAUAAAUUGCUUUUGUGAGAAUGGACUUUUUGAUGAUAUUGAUUCUUCCAAUCCAUGAGCAUGGAAGAUUCUUCCAUUUUUUGGUAUCCUCUUCUGUUUCUUUAAGAUUUUGUAAUUCUCAUCAUAGAGAUCUUUGACAUCCUUGGUUAAGUUUAUUCCAAGGUAUUUCAUUGUUUUUCUGGCUAUUGUGAAUGGGGUUGAUCUUAGAAGUUCUUUCUCAGUCAUGGCAUUGCCUGUGUAUACAAAGGCUGUUGAUUUUUGUGCAUUGAUUUUAUACCCUGCUACUUUGCCAAACUCUUCUAUGAGUUCCAAUAGUCUCUUAGUAGAGUUCUUUGGGUCCCCUAAAUACAGAAUCAUGUCAUCUGCAAAGAGGGAUAGUUUGAGUUCUUCCUUCCCAAUUUGUAUCCCUUUAAUUUCUUUUUCUUGCCUAAUGGCUCUGGCUAAAACUUCCAGAACUAUAUUGAAUAGCAGUGGUGAGAGUGGCAUCCCUGUCUGGGACCAGAUCUCAGUGGAAAUGCUUCCAACUUUUCCCCAUUCAAUAGGAUGCUGGCCGUGGGUUUUUCAUAAAUUGCUUUGAUUGUGUUGAGGAAUGUUCCUUCUAUACCUAAUUUGCUUAGAGUUUUAUCAUGAAAGGGUGUUGUAUUUUAUCAAAUGCUUUCUCUGCAUCUGUUCAGAUAAUCAUAUGGUUUUUCUUCUGCAGUUUGUUAAUGUGGUGUAUCACAUUGAUUGAUUUGCAAACAUUGAACCAUCCCUGCAUACCAGGGAUAAAUCCCUCUGGGUCUGGGUGGAUGAUCUUUCUGAUGUGUUGUUGCUUUCUUUUAGCCAGAUUUUUUUGAGGAUUUUUGCAUCUAUGUUCAUCUGGGAUAUUGCUCUGUAAUUCUCUUUCAAUGCUGCAUCUUUUUUCAGCUUAGGAAUUAAGGUGAUGCUGGCUUCAUAGAAACAAUUUGGGAGGAUUCCCUCUUUUUGAUUGUUCUGAAUAGUUUGAGAAGAAUUGGAGUUAAUUCUUCUUCAAAUAUCUGGAAGAAUUCAGCAGUGAAUCCAUCUGUUCCUUUUCUUUGUUGGGAGGGCCUUUUCUACUCUUUCAAUUUCUGUCUCAAUUAUGGGUCUGUUUAGGACUUCUGUGUCUUCUUGGUUCAAUUUAGGUAGGUUGCAUGUGUCCAGGAAUCUAUCCAUUUCUGACAGAUUUCCCUGUUUGCUGGCAUACAAGUCCUUAUAGUAAUUUCUGAUGAUUCUUUUUAUUUCUGUGGUGUCUGUUGUUACAUUUCCUUUUUCAUCUCUGAUUUUAUUGAUUUGGGUCUUUUCUUUUUUUGUUAGUUGGGCCAGUGGUGUGUCAAUUUUGUUUAUUUUUUCAAAAAAAAAAAAACCAGCUCUUCCUUUGAGUGAUCUUUUGUAAUUUUUUUUUUUUUGGAUUCAAUCCUGUUGAUUUCUUCUCUGAUUUUAAUUAUUUCUCUUCUCUUACUAGUUUUGGGUCUGGUUUGCUGUAGUUUUUCUAGAUCCUUGAGAUGCAUUGAAAGCUUAGUUAUUUGGUGCCUUUCCAAUUUCUUGAUGUAGGCACCUAUUGCUAUAAACUUUCCUCUUAACACUGCUUUUGUUGUAUCACAUAAGUUUUGAUAUGUUGUGCUGUUAUCCUCAAUUACUUCCAGAAAUUUUUUGAUUUCUCUUUUGAUUUCUUCUAUGACCCAGUGUGUUCACUCAGGAGCAUGUUGUUCAAUCUCCAUGUGUUUGCAUAUGCUCUAGGGAUUCCUGAGUUGCUGAUUUCCAACUUCAUUCCACUGUGGUCUGAGAAGCUGCAUCGUAUGAUUCUAAUUCUUUUGAAUUUGCUGAGACUUGCUUUAUGGCCUAGUACGUGGUCAAUCCUAGAGUUGGUUCCAUGCACUGCUGAGAAGAAUGUAAAUUCUUUAAGUGUAGUAUUUAAAGUUCUGUAGAUAUGUAUUACAUCCUUUUGGGCUAUAGAGUUGUUUAAAUAUGCUGUUUCCUUGUUGAUCUUCUGUCCGGUUGAUCUGUCUGUUUCUGAGAGUGGGGUAUUGAAGUCCUCCAGUACUAUUGUAUUGGAGUCUAAGUCUCUCUUUAAGUCCCUUAACAUAUCUUUUAAAUAAACCAGUGCCCUGAAAUUAGGUGCAUAUAUAUUUAUAACAGUUACAUUUAUAAUAGUUACAGUUGAAUUGAUCCCUUAAUCAUUAUAUAGUGCCUCCCUUUGUCUCUCUUAACAGUUUUUGUGUUAAAGUUUAUUUUGUCUGAUAUUAAUAUGGCUAUGCCAGCUUUUUUUUUUUUUUUUUUUUUUUGGUUUCUGUUGGCAUGGCAUAUCUUUUUCCAGCCUUUCACUUUCAGUCUGCAUGCAUCUUUGUUGGAAAGAUGUGUUUCUUGUAAGCAGCAAAUAGAUGGGUUUUGUUCCUUAAUCCAUUCAGCCAGUCUGUGUCUUUAACUGGAGAGUUAUGGCCAUUAACAUUCAAUGUGACUGUUGAUAAGUAGUAACUUUGCCCUGCCAUUUUCCCCAAAGAUUUUUCUAAUAUAUGCUUUGAGCUUCCUGUGAUCUUUUACUAAGAGGUUUUCUUUCUUUACCUUCUUUCAUAUUGAUGGCCAUGUUUCUGUGUUCCUGUGUGUAACACAUCUCUAAGGAUCUUUUGCAGGGCUAGACAAGUAGCAACAAAUUCUUUCAAUUUCUGUUUGCUAUGAAAGGUCUUUAUUUCACCUUCAUUCACAAAUGAGAGCUUUGCAGGAUAUAAUAUUCUGGGCGGCAGUUUUUUUCUCUUAAUACCUGGGCUGCAUCUCGCCAUUCCCUCCUAGCCUAUAGGGUUUCUGAUGAGAAGUGUGCUGUGAGUGUAAUUAGAGAUCCUCUGAGAGUAAUCUGACGUUUCUCUCUUGCACAUUUUAUGAUCUUUUCUUUAUGUUUCACUGUGGUGAGUUUGAUUACAAUGUAUCAUGGUGAGGAUCUCUUUUGGUCAUGUUUAUUACGGGUCUAUGAGCUUCCUGUACUUGGAUGUCUCUGUCUUUCUCCAAACCCGGGAAGUUUCCUGCUAGUAUCUCACUAAAAAGGCCUUCUAAUCCUUUCUCUCUCUCCAAGCCUAGGAACUCCUAGAACCCGAAUGUUGGUUUUUUUUAAUAGUAUCCUGUAGAUUCCCAACAAUAUUUUUUAGAUUUCUAAUUUCCUCUUCUUUUCUUUGGUUUGACUGUAUACUUGCCUGUGCUCUGUCUUCUAAGUCCGAUAUUCUCUCUUCUGCUUCACUGAUUCUGUUUUUAAGACUCUAAUGAGUUUGUCAUUUGAUCUAUUGAAUUCUUCAGUUCAUUUUGAUUUCUCUUCAUUUUCACAGUUUCAUGUUCUACUAGUUUCUUCAUUUCAUUUUGAUUCCUCUUUAAGAUUUCAUUUUCAUGAGAGAGAUUUUCUAUCCUGUCCAGUAAGGAUUUCUGUAAUUCAAGAAUUUGUUUUUGAGAACUUCUAAAUGUUCUUAUCAUAAAGUUUCUGAAAUCCAUAUCUUGCAUUUCUUCUAUCUCAUCAUCUUCAUAAUCUUGAAUUGGAAUGUCUUGUUCAUUUGGGGGCAUCAUAAUGUCUUCCUUGUUCUUGUUUCCUCAAUUUUUGCAUUUGUUGCUUGGCAUUGUGGAGAUAUUCUUUGGUUUCUUCUUCUUUUUUUGCUGUGGUGUUUUUUCUCAUUAUACUAUGGCUCUAGAUUAAGUGGACUGUCUGCUUUUGAUGGAUCUUAAGAGGCUUGUGAAGGGUGUGGCCUGAGAGCUCUGUUUGGUUCUUCAGGGUUAAGAGUGUGCCAAAGGUGACACACCCAGGUUAGGCGUGGUAAAUUUCUCCCUCCCUCCCUCCCUCUCUCUCUCUCUCUCUCUCUCUCUCUCUCUCUUCAGAAGGGAAAUAAUUCCACACAGCUGAGUAGAAUUGAAGGCAGUCAUUGUCUGAGCUCUGGCCCCUGUGGGUAUAAUAUUCGACUGCUCUGUCCCAAGGACCACACAAAGAUCUGUUCAGUCCUCAGUGUAAGCUCAGAUUCCCCUGCAAUCUCCCACCGGGUUGCCAAGGUUAUGAGUUUGUGGUUUCUCCCAAGAGUACUCACAUCUCAGGCACUCUGUGAGUUCUCUCAAACACCCUCAGUUUUUUUUUCACAGUCUCAGUUCAUAAGCUCCACACAUUCACUAGGUCCUAACCUCCUGUUAUUUCUCCUCCCCAGUGUCAGGUUUUUCUGCUUGGUUGAGGGUGGGCGCAGCCCUGAGUUGGCACAGCUUUUACGUGUGUCCAAAAUGGCACCUGCUCUUUGUCUUGCUUGCCUUUUUAAGGUGAGUGGAGAGAAUCAUGUCCGUACCGGUCCCCCCCCCCUUUUUUUUUAUUAUUUUUCUCCUCUAGUUAGCCUGGUGAACUUUCCCCCACGGGGCUUCAAGCCUUGUUCCCUCUAGGCUCUUCCUGCCACUUCCCCACCAGUGUCUCAGGCUACUGAGGUUUCACCUCACCUCCCUUUCCAGUGCUGGUGCAUAGACUCAGCGGCUAGGGUCCCAAGCCAUGGGUGCCCGUGCCCUCCAUGUAGGUUCACCAUGUCCCACUAGUUCUGGAAGAGUUUCCUCUUCAGUUUUUUCCCCUAACUAUUCUAGCUGGAAUGAUGAGCAAGGGAACAUGUAACAGGUGUGGAAGGAGUUACAAGUGUGAAACUACAGUAUCUCCACUUUUAUUAAAAUAUUUUUUCCUGGAUUAUCAGUGUGCUCCCUCCCUAUUCCGCCAUCUUGAGUUGAAACCCAACUCAUUUCAGGAGGUUAUUUUUUUAAAAAGUAUUUAUUUAUGUGAAAGGCAGAAUGAGAGGGAGAGAAAGAGUUUUUCUAUCUACUGGUUCAAUCCCCAAAUGGCCACAUUAGCAGGGGCGGGGCCAGGUUGAAGUCAGGAACUUGGAAGUCUAUCUGGGUCUCCCAUGUGAGCGGAAGAGCCCAAGUAUUUGGGCCGUCAUCCACUACCUUCCCAGGUACAUUAACAUGGAGCUGAUUUGGAAGCAGAGCAGCUGGGUCUCAGAUCAGCACUCCAAUAUGGGAUGGCAGCAUCAUAAGCUGUGACUUAACCUGCUGUGCCACAAUGCUGGCUCCUAGGAGAGCUUUUAGUUGAUGGAAAACUUACUGCAAUCCAAUAAAAGUCAUAACAAUGACGAUUUGGAUUCCCAAGGAAUAAUGGUUAAAUCUAGCUGGAAUGAUGAGAAAGGGAACAUGUAACAGGUGUGGAAGUAGUUACAAGUGUGAACUCUAGGGGCCCCAUUUGACCUAGUAGUUAAGACCCCAGUGGCACACCAUGAUUUCAUAAUCCGAGUGCCUGCGUUGGGGUUCCAGCUCUGCUGUUGAUUGCAGUUUUCUGCUAAUGUGCACCCUGGGUGGUAGCAGGUAAUGGCACAAGUAGUGGGGUCUCUGCCCUCCUCCAUAUAGGAGACCUGGAUUGAGUUCCUGAUUCCUGACUUUGGUUCAAUCCUGACAAUUAUGGGCAUUUGGAGACUGAACCUAUGCAUGGGAGCUCUUUGUGUCUGUCUUUGUCUUUGUCUUUAUAUGCAUCUCAAAUAAAUAAAUAAAAUUUAAAAAUAUUGAUAGUCUCAUUAUCAGUUGCAGGGUAAGAAAAGAGGGGCACCAGGAGAUAAUCUUAUAUGGAGAAUAGUUGGGAUGAUGGCAGUUUUCUGCUAAUAAGUUUUUCAUAGAGCCACGAGGAGCUAUUUUGAUUUCUGUUUUAGCCUCAGGAAGAAUUAACUGUGAUCUGGGAGAGUUCUUACUCUUGUUCUUUCUAUGUAUCUGCAUGUGGUUGGAUCAUAGAAGUGUGAUCCUUAUUAGUGAUAGAUUUAUUUCUCCCUUGGGGUAUGUUUAUGGGGAAUUAGGUUUUAGUGAGAGAUUGUCACCCAUGGAAAAUAUGCAGAACAUCUCUUUCAUGGUGGUAUUCUAUCAGAUUCUUCUGAUGGCUUCUUGUUACCACAGGAUAAAGCCUAAACUUUCAUACACCUAUUUAGAGAUUGACAGUCUGGUUUAUUAUUUCUUUUACGGCUUCUCCAACCAUUCUUCUUCACCUCCCAAAAUGUGGUCCAGCUGCGCAGGACUAUUAUUCAUUUCUGACACAGGAAACGGUUAAACAUCCAUGGUGAGCUUCUCUCCAUCCUCACCCUCCCGCCCCAACAAAGUACAGUCAGAUGUGAUUAGUAACUGCAAUCAGUCACCACUUCAGGACUAGAGAGGUCUGGGAAAAUUACUUGGUCUUUAAUGAGUUCCUGCAGGAUCUGUGCUCCUUUGGGAUGCAGGCCCUUUGGGCCCAGAGACCGAUAGAAGGAAAGAUGUAAGGAGAGGUGGUGCAGACACAGGUAAUGACUACAGGGGCUGUAAUGAAUAAAGGGCAGCAGGAUCUCGGGUCAGGGCCCUGGAGUCUCCUUCAGACGCCCUGGGUAAGCUGGGCAGGAGGGUGAAUUAGCUGGUGCCCUAGUGUCUUUCCAACCUGGGCCAUAUUGUUUCCCAACUUGUAUGAUGCUCUGCUGAAUAGUUCUUUAGGUGUGAUAACAUCGCUUUUCUCUGUCUCUGCUAUCUGAGACUGUGUUGCACUGUAGAUACAUGUUGAUUAAUGUUCACCAGUUACAAUCUUUAAAAUUAAAAUAUUCAUAUUGUUUACUGUGCAUGUAGUCUAACAAGAGCCUGUCAUUUCAACAUAAUGACAUUUCAGUGAGGUAGGCAUUUGAUACAGAUGUUCUUCACCCUUAGCUGUAUAUUUAAAUUUACUCAAGAAGCUUUAAAAUACUUUGGAUAGGCUGCCUCCUAGAAAUUCCAAUUUUACAUUUAUUGAAGGAUAGUGUAGAAAUUUGUAUUUUUGAAAUGUAUGAUCUUACAACUUAAAAUAUGGUCCACAGAGCAGCAGAGUUAGCAUCACCAAAUGUAAAUUUGAACUCUUAAAAUAUAGAAUGUUAGGCCCCACACUGGGUCUACUGAAUAAAAAUUAAUAUUUAACAGGGUAAGUAGGUGGUUUGUAUAUAAAUUAUAUUUUUAGGAGCACUCUCAUGCGAUUCUUGAGUGCAGUAUGGACUGAAAACUAUGAAUUAAUCAGGUGAAGAAGAUGAGAGGCACCAUUAUGGGAGCAGCUGAAACUCAUGGCCAAUCAGUGGAUGGAUUUGCAAGUGAUGUCACUCUGGUUUGUGAUUCCUAAACAAGACCCUUGAUGCCAGAAAUGAUGUCAUCUUCCAGGAAAGCAACACUCUGAGAAAUCAGGUGUAUAAAAUUUCACUUGAUUCUUUUAAACUACAACAUUGGCAUUUUAUAUCUAAGUAUAAAUAGCUAUUAAUUUGUCUAGAUUAAACAGCAUCAGCAGAGUGAAAAUCCCAGCAGCUGGCCUUAGUUAUCUCUUCAGUGAAGGAACUUCCCAUGUGCUUUUAUGUCCCUCUCCAGCUUCCUUAGUCACCUCUGAGGAAUUCUGAGAUACAGAUAUCAGGAGAAGAACUGGAGUGAGACCUCCAAGGUAGGAAUUAUCUUUAGUCCACCUUUUUUUUCUUUUUUUUAAAGAUUUAUUUUAUUUAUUUGAAAGAGUUACAGAGAGAGGUACAUACAGAGAGAGAGGUCUCCCAUCCACUAGUUCACUCCCCAGAUGGCUGCAACGGCCAGAGCUGCGCCAAUCCAAAGCCAGGAGCCAGGGGCUUCCCCCGGGUCUCCCACGCGGGUGCAGUGUAUGAAGGACUUGGGCCAUCUUCUGCUUUCCCAGGCCAUAGCAGAGAGCUGGACUGGGAGAGGAGCAGCUGGGACUGGAACCAGUGCCCAUAUGGGAUGCUGGCACUUCAGGCCAGGGCAUCAACCCGCUGUGCCACAGCACCGGCCCCUAUUCCACCUUUUUUCUCCCAAAUUACUAAACCUUUCAGAUUUAUAUAAGUCAGUGUCACUGAAUCACGUGGAUAUAAACACAAGGAAAAAAGUGUAGUGUGAUCCUGCGUAUCAGUUGUUUGUUAAGGCUAAGGAGUAGUGUGAUUGGGUAGUCUAGUAUUUUUCAUGGGCAUGAAGUUACAGCCAGGAAUUCUGUAAUAGGUGUCAAAAACUAGUGCUAUAUGGUUAAAGCUUAUGAGUACUUUUCCUGGGAGGAUUUAGUAGCAGUGCUUAUUCUAACUCAAAUAGGAGGUUAAUACCUUUAAAGUUUGAGGAAUAUAGCAGUAUUCCUUAGCCUGAAGUAAAAUCAACAAAUAUGAAUGAAUUAUUUGCCACAACCAGGCACCAGGCCAGAUUCUGGCCCUGAAGCAGUCAUGAAGCUAGACAUUUCAUUUGAUGCAUGGAGCUCAGCUUUUGGUAGCAAAGUCAGCUAGAAAACAGUGGUCAAGGGUAUUGAGUGCUAUGGGAGGAGUACAGGAUGCUGUGGAAACAUAGCAGUGGGGCUCCCUAGGUCUGGGGAACCAGGGGAGAUUUACCUGAGUGACAUGCAAAAUACCUGAAAAGUAAGUGGAGGUAAGCCAUGUGAAGACAGAGCAGAGGGAAGAAGGUGCUAGGCAGGAGGAAAAGCAAGCGUGAAAUUCUGGACAUGAAAACUCUUUAAGUCCAGUGAUGCUGCAGAGUCAGACACGAGAUAUUAUGAGGACAGAUGAGAGUGUGAAGGCAGCAAGGGUCAGGUCAUGAAGCAGCUUUUGGUGGUCCUUGAAAGGAAUUAUGCCUUAUCUUAAGAACAGCGAGAAUCCAUGAAACUUCAAGAAUGAUGAUCAUAUUUUUAUUUUAUGCCACCAUGUGAAGGGAGUGAAGGAGUGAGCAUGGAAACAGGGAGAUGAAGUAAUAGGUUCAAGAAUGCAGACGAGACAUGAUGUCAGUUGGGUCCAGAUAGUGGCAGUUGGGAUAAGUGAUGAAAAAUUAGAGUGAAGUGGCACCAUCUAAGGGAGUUUUUUAGAUUAGGUGUUUUAGGUGAGAGGAAUGAAUGAAUGAAUGAAAACACUCAGAUCUGAGAAGUGAACCUGGCUUAAUUUUACUGAGAUGUGGACUGAAGAGCAGAUUGGGAGAGGGAGCGAGGGAGUCAUGAGUUUCAUUUGGGAGCUGUUGAGCCAAAGAUGAUCCUAAUAGAUCCAUGGGGAGAUAAUCAGCAAGCAGUUGGCGAUACAGUACUGAAGAGGAUAGAGUGAUCUACCCAGGAGGUUUAGAUGGUAAGUAAUACCAUGGGAAUAGGCAAGCUCUUUAAGGGCUGUAUCUGUAGAAAUAUCAAUCAUGUUUAGAGAAAAGCUCCAGGAAACACAAAUAUAAAAGGUAACAGAAAAGAGGCCAAUUACAGUCUUUGACAAUGAAUGCUCAGGGAAGUGUUAUGAGAAGCAGUGUGGCAGCAUAAUUACACAGGAACUAAACGGAUGAUUGUAUUUUAUAAGGAAGGGAACAAUCAAUAUUGUUAGACCUAUUGAGAAGUGAAAAAAAAAACCUGAAAAAUGUCUUUGACUUAGUGAUGUGGCAUAUUUCUGAUUAUAGAGACUGCCAUUAUGAAUAUUGAAGGUGAAACCAACCGUUGAAGAAUAUCUAAUAGACUAUGUAUCACUGACAUACAUCCAUUCUUAUUCAUGUUUUUAAGGAACUUAUUAUUUCAUCUUUAAGAUAUUGGAGACAGAACAUGACAAGAAGGAACCAAACUAUGAUUGCAGAGUUUCUCCUCUUGGGUCUGCCCAUCCAGCCACAGCACAAAAAUCUCUUCUACGUCCUGUUCCUGGCCAUGUACCUCACCACCAUCCUGGGGAACCUCAUCAUCAUUGUCCUCAUUCACCUGGACUCUCAUCUCCACACGCCCAUGUAUUUGUUUCUCAGCAACUUGUCCCUCUCUGACCUCUGCUUCUCCUCUGUCACAAUGCCCAAAUUGCUGCAGAUCAUGCAGAGCCAAGUCCCAUCCAUCCCCUAUGAAGGAUGCCUGGCCCAAAUGUACUUCUUCCUGUUUUUUGCAGACCUGGAGAGCUUCCUCCUUGUGGCCAUGGCCUACGACCGCUAUGUGGCCAUCUGCUUCCCCCUGCACUACACCAGCAUCAUGAGCCCCAAGCUCUGCUUCUGCCUGGCGGCACUGUCCUGGGUGCUGACCACGUUCCAUGCCCUGCUGCACACCCUGCUCAUGGCCAGGCUGUCUUUCUGUGCAGACAACAGGAUCCCCCACUUUUUCUGUGAUAUGUCUGCUCUUCUGAAGUUGGCCUGCUCUGAUACCCAUGUCAAUGAGUUGGUGAUAUUUGUCAUGGGAGGCAUCAUUCUCGUCAUCCCUUUCCUACUCAUUAUCACAUCCUAUGCAAGGAUUGUGUCUUCCAUCAUCAAGGUUCCUUCUGCACGGGGCAUCCGUAAGGCCUUCUCCACCUGUGGCUCCCACCUCUCUGUGGUGUCGUUGUUCUAUGGGACAGUUAUUGGUCUCUACCUAAUCCCAUCAGCCAAUAAUUCUACUGUGAAGGAGACUGUCAUGGCUAUGAUGUAUACUGUGGUGACUCCCAUGCUGAACCCCUUCAUCUACAGCCUGAGGAACCAAGACAUGAAGGGAGCCCUGGGCAGAGUCAUUUGUAAAAAGAAAAUCAUCUUCUGCCCAUGAUGAUUGGGAUUAUUACAUAAUUUUAUCUAUUGAUAUUUAAAUAUUAAUACAGACUUAUUUUUGAAACUGUUUAAAUGAAACACUAUGUAAUUGUUCAGUAAGUAAGAAAGGAGAAGUGUGUAGUUGAACACAGGAAUGGGUUCUCAGUGACCAGCUAGGAAAGUUUUUCUCUUUGUGAAUUUCAGGUCACCUUGAAGAGGCGUAUUUUAUGAUAUUUUAAUAGAAACUUUGGUCUCAAGUUAUUAAACCACUUACUUAUCAUCUAUGUUUUUAAAACUAUAACUGCAAUUUAAAUGAUACUGCCUCCUCCCACGGCAACAAGGACUAAGACCCAAACACCUCAGUCUCCUGCUGCUUCUAAACUGGAUUUGUUGUUCAAAAAAUUUUUUUUACUUAUCUCUCUAUAAAGCACUCACAUCAUUCUGUCUCUUAACCUUUUUAAUUUAUCCUGUGUUUUCCUCUCUGCAUUGUGCUUUUUUUAAAAAAAAAUUAUUUAUUUGAGCAACAGAGAGAAAGGUCUCCCAUCCCCUGGUUCACUCCCUAGAUGCCUCAUAGGCUGGAGCUGGGCGGAUCUGAAAUCAGGAGCCAGGACCUUCGUCUGAGUCUCCCAUGCAGGUGCAGGGCCCAAGCACUUGGGCCAACUUCUACUGCUUUCCCAGGCCACAGCAGGGAGCUGGAUGGGAAGUGGAGCAGCCAGGACAUGAACUGUCACCCAUGUGGGAUGCUGGCACUACAGGCAGAGGUUUAGCCUACUAUGCCUCAGUGCCUGCCUCUGCAUUGUCCUUUUUAAUGGACCUGAAUCUAGAAUGAACUUUCAUCCUGUUUUGUUAGAAUAGUUUGGUUUGUAUUUACCCAAGAACUUAAGUCAUCCCUGGGGCCCUAAAUGUUGCUCUCUCAAGCUUGGGGAGGGAGCCAGAGUUAGGUUUUUUUUUCAUUUCAUUUUAUUUUUCUUGAAAACAGAUUAAUAUUGCAAAGUGAAGAUUCAUGACAAUCAUCAUUGCAAUGAGAAAAAAUGAUAUAUUGUCAUUUACAUCAUGAUUCAGUGAAAUAAUAUUUAUAACUAUAUACUAGUUGAUACUUCACUCGUUAAGUAUUUCUUUCCUCUUCUCACUAUUUUGCAAGUUAUCAAUAAACUUUACAUUUUUGAUGUUACUCUAUUUUUGUGAUGAUCCUUUGAAGGAAAGGAAAUAUUAUCAUUUUAAAGGCUGAACAUUAACUUGUUACUAAAUGGAAUUUUAUGCUCACGAGUGCCUAUUUUAGGUUUUUGAAUUUGCAACUUGGAUUGUAAUUAAAUGAGCAUAGAUGAGUUAAACAUAUUUAAGACUGUAAAACCUGGAUACUGCACAAUUUAAAAGGAGGUCAUUAACAAGUUAUAUUUUAAAUAGGAUAUCAAUUCCAAGGGGAUUUCAGGGUAGGGGGAGUAAAUUUUCCUCCUUUGGAAAAAUCAGACUAAGUUCUUUAAAAGCCAUGGAGGAUUUUUAGGAGGUGAAGCUAUUCUUUUUGAUACUGAAUUGGUGAAUACAAAUCAUUAUACAUCCAUUCAAAUCUACAAAACGUAGUUUCCUUUAGGAAACUGUAGACUUUAAUUAAUAAGGUGUCAGCACUGGAUCAUAAUUUGUA
This is a messenger RNA of Oryctolagus cuniculus (rabbit), 15669 nucleotides long. NCBI's taxonomy places the organism in Eukaryota, Metazoa, Chordata, Mammalia, Lagomorpha, Leporidae. The record is from RefSeq and is a predicted model, not a curated record.